AUGUCGCUUGCCGACAUCCCCGGCAGCGUUGUCAGCCUCGCUGAUCGCUCCGUCGGUGACAAAUUCGCGGAGCGUACUAUAGUCGCCUGCCUCAUCGGCAUUUCCUGGUAUAAUGCCUUGGAAUUGAUCGUUCUGUGCUUCACCACCUUCAAGAGAUAUAGCGGGUGCUAUUUCUGGUCUCUUCUCAUCGCCUCCUUCAGUAUCAUCCCUUUUAAUCUCGGAUAUCUCCUCAUCAUCUUCAACAUAUACACCAACAGGUUCCCCUAUGUGAUGGAGCUAGUUGCUUGGGUCGGGAUGGUAACAGGCCAGUCACUAGUCCUGUGGUCUCGAUUGCAUCUUGUCUGCCACAGCCGAGCCGUCCUCCGCGCCACUCUCGCCAUGAUAAUCAUCAACGCGAUCAUCCUACACAUCCCUGGCUUCGUCCUCGAACUCGGCAGCCAUUCGACCAACUCCGCCCUCUUCAUCGACGGGUUCAACAUCUUCGAGCGCAUCCAAUUGGUCGGAUUCUCCAUACAAGAAAUCAUACUCUCCAUCAUUUACUCCUGGGAAGCUGUGCGACUACUGAAUCUCCGCCCAAGAGCCCAGUACCGAGGUACUCUGGUCCAACUCCUAAUCGUGAACGUCGUCAUGAUUAUCAUGGACGCUGCCAUUAUCGGAGUACAGUACUCGGGCUUCUUCGAUAUCCAUGUCACCCUCAAGGGAAUGGUAUAUAGUAUCAAGCUCAAGCUGGAAUAUGCGAUCCUGGGCAAAUUGGUGCACAUCACCGAGGUGGGUGGCAGCAGCUCGGCUGACACCGACCUGUCGGAUUUCCUGGAUCUUACUUUACAUAAUGCCCGCACCGCGCAGCCGGAUAGCGACAUCUUCGCGGAGAAUCCAGAGUACGUCCCGCACAAUCGUCGUAUGCGAGUGUCCUCCAAGGGCUCCUCCAAGGGCUCAUCCACUGACCCGCUAAGAAGGAGUCUCUCCGCUGCCCAGAGUCCGAGUUCGGGUAGCCCAGACUACUCUUGA
This is a messenger RNA of Penicillium samsonianum, 1008 nucleotides long. RefSeq lists its product as uncharacterized. Lineage: Eukaryota; Fungi; Ascomycota; Eurotiomycetes; Eurotiales; Aspergillaceae. The transcript has a single exon. Bases 1 to 1008 code for a protein of 335 amino acids. The record is from RefSeq and is a predicted model, not a curated record.